CCCGCGGGCGGUGCCUCAGCCGGGGUUGGCGCUGAGGGGAGAGGGCGGGGAAAAGGUGGCGAAUUGAGGGGAAAGUGGGAGGGGCGGGAAAGGGGCGGUCGGAACAUGGCGGACCAGAUCCCGCUUUACCCGGUGCGUAGCGCAGCGGCGGCCGCAGCCAACCGCAAACGCGCGGCCUACUACAGCGCCGCGGGGCCCAGACCGGGAGCCGACCGGCACAGCAGGUACCAGCUGGAGGAUGAGUCUGCACAUUUGGAUGAAAUGCCACUAAUGAUGUCUGAAGAAGGCUUUGAGAAUGAGGAAAGUGAUUACCACACCUUACCACGAGCCAGGAUAAUGCAAAGGAAAAGAGGACUGGAGUGGUUUGUCUGUGAUGGCUGGAAGUUCCUCUGUACCAGUUGCUGUGGUUGGCUGAUAAAUAUUUGUCGAAGAAAGAAAGAACUGAAAGCUCGCACAGUAUGGCUUGGAUGUCCUGAAAAGUGUGAAGAAAAACAUCCCAGGAAUUCUAUAAAAAAUCAAAAAUACAAUGUGUUUACCUUUAUACCUGGGGUUUUGUAUGAACAAUUCAAGUUUUUCUUGAAUCUCUAUUUUCUGGUAAUAUCCUGCUCACAGUUUGUACCAGCAUUGAAAAUAGGCUAUCUCUACACCUACUGGGCUCCUCUGGGAUUUGUCUUGGCUGUUACUAUGACACGGGAAGCAAUUGAUGAAUUUCGGCGUUUUCAGCGUGACAAGGAAGUGAAUUCACAACUAUAUAGCAAGCUUACAGUAAGAGGUAAAGUGCAAGUUAAGAGUUCAGACAUACAAGUUGGAGACCUCAUCAUAGUGGAAAAGAAUCAAAGAAUUCCAUCGGACAUGGUGUUUCUUAGGACUUCAGAAAAAGCAGGUUCGUGUUUUAUUCGAACUGAUCAACUAGAUGGUGAAACUGACUGGAAGCUGAAGGUGGCAGUGAGCUGCACGCAACGGCUGCCGGCUCUGGGGGACCUUUUUUCUAUCAGUGCUUAUGUUUAUGCUCAGAAACCACAAAUGGACAUUCACAGUUUCGAAGGCACAUUUACCAGGGAAGACAGUGACCCGCCCAUUCAUGAAAGUCUCAGCAUAGAAAAUACAUUGUGGGCAAGCACCAUUGUUGCAUCAGGUACUGUAAUAGGUGUUGUCAUUUAUACCGGAAAAGAGACUCGAAGUGUAAUGAACACAUCCAAUCCAAAAAAUAAGGUUGGUUUGUUGGACCUUGAACUCAAUCGGCUGACGAAAGCGCUAUUUUUGGCUUUAGUUGCUCUUUCCAUUGUUAUGGUAACCUUACAAGGAUUUGUGGGUCCAUGGUACCGCAGUCUUUUUCGGUUCCUUCUCCUCUUUUCUUACAUCAUUCCCAUAAGUUUGCGUGUGAACUUGGACAUGGGCAAAGCGGUGUAUGGAUGGAUGAUGAUGAAAGAUGAGAACAUCCCUGGCACGGUCGUUCGGACCAGCACUAUCCCAGAGGAACUUGGGCGCCUGGUGUAUUUACUGACAGACAAAACAGGAACCCUCACCCAGAAUGAAAUGAUAUUUAAGCGGCUGCAUCUGGGCACCGUGUCCUAUGGCGCCGACAUGAUGGAUGAGAUCCAGAGCCAUGUCAGGGACUCCUACUCACAGAUGCAGUCUCAAGCUGGUGGAAACAAUACUGGUUCAACUCCACUAAGAAAAGCCCAAUCUUCAGCUCCCAAAGUUAGGAAAAGUGUCAGUAGUCGAAUCCAUGAAGCCGUGAAAGCCAUCGUGCUGUGUCACAACGUGACCCCCGUGUAUGAGUCUCGGGCCGGCGUUACUGGGGAGACUGAGUUCGCAGAGGCUGACCAAGACUUCAGUGAUGAGAAUCGCACCUACCAGGCUUCCAGCCCGGAUGAGGUCGCUCUGGUGCAGUGGACAGAGAGUGUGGGCCUCACGCUGGUCAGCAGGGACCUCACCUCCAUGCAGCUGAAGACCCCCAGCGGCCAGGUCCUCAGCUUCUGCAUUCUGCAGCUGUUUCCCUUCACCUCCGAGAGCAAGCGGAUGGGCGUCAUCGUCAGGGAUGAAUCCACGGCAGAAAUCACAUUCUACAUGAAGGGCGCUGACGUGGCCAUGUCUCCUAUCGUGCAGUAUAAUGACUGGCUGGAAGAGGAGUGCGGAAACAUGGCUCGCGAAGGACUGCGGACCCUCGUGGUUGCAAAGAAGGCAUUGACAGAGGAGCAGUACCAGGACUUUGAGAGCCGAUACACUCAAGCCAAGCUGAGCAUGCAUGACAGGUCCCUCAAGGUGGCCGCGGUAGUCGAGAGCCUGGAGAGGGAGAUGGAACUGCUGUGCCUCACCGGCGUGGAGGACCAGCUGCAGGCAGACGUGCGGCCCACGCUGGAGAUGCUGCGCAACGCCGGGAUCAAGAUAUGGAUGCUAACAGGCGAUAAACUCGAGACAGCUACCUGCAUUGCCAAAAGUUCACAUCUGGUGUCUAGAACACAAGAUAUUCAUAUUUUCAGACAGGUAACCAGUCGGGGAGAGGCACAUUUGGAGCUGAAUGCAUUUCGAAGGAAGCAUGAUUGUGCACUAGUCAUAUCUGGGGACUCUCUGGAGGUUUGUCUAAAGUACUACGAGCAUGAAUUUGUGGAGCUGGCCUGCCAGUGCCCUGCCGUGGUUUGCUGCCGCUGCUCGCCCACCCAGAAGGCCUGCAUUGUGACACUGCUGCAGCAGCACACAGGGAGACGCACCUGCGCCAUCGGUGAUGGAGGAAAUGAUGUCAGCAUGAUUCAGGCAGCAGACUGUGGGAUUGGGAUUGAGGGAAAGGAGGGGAAACAGGCCUCGCUGGCGGCCGACUUCUCCAUCACGCAGUUCCGGCACAUUGGCAGGCUGCUCAUGGUGCACGGGCGGAACAGCUACAAGAGGUCGGCGGCACUCGGCCAGUUCGUCAUGCACAGGGGCCUUAUCAUCUCCACCAUGCAGGCUGUGUUUUCCUCAGUCUUCUACUUCGCAUCCGUCCCUUUGUAUCAGGGCUUCCUCAUGGUGGGGUAUGCCACCAUAUACACCAUGUUCCCAGUGUUCUCCUUAGUGCUGGACCAGGACGUGAAGCCGGAGAUGGCGAUGCUGUACCCGGAGCUGUACAAGGACCUCACCAAGAGGAGGGAACUGAGGCACAGAGAUUAAGUCCUGAGCCCAAGGACGCAGAAGAAAGGCGUGUGCUAGGCAGGACUCCACUCCAGGCAUGGGGACAUCAGUCAGAGUGACAGACAUCUUCAUCUCUUCCUAAACCAAAUGAAGACGUACCUGGCCCAGGAAGAGUGGCUUCUUCCAUAACAUGAAACCCAUAGUGAAUGAAUUGCUUCUAUGAGUAACGUGUCUGUACCAUCAAAUAUAACAGGAUUUUGUUCUCAGAGCUACAGUCUGGGAGCCAUUAAUAGGAGGUGUACGGAUAUUUUUCUCAAAUUAUCUAUUUUAUUGAUGUUUUUUGUACCCGUUCUGUUGUGUUUGCUUUUAUUAAUCUAUAAUAUCAUCUGCUUCAAUAUGGAACACCCCACAGGUACAGGUCUGAGGUGCUCCCUGUUGGCAGCUCCUAAAGAGAGGCAGCACAGACCACUUCAUCUUCCACAUAGACACCAAUCAUUGACCCACAUGAAUAAAACUGAAUACAUUUCAGCAAAUCAGGCCACAGAAUAAGCCUUUUCUUUCGUAUGUCAAAAUAAUUAAAUAUCCUUUUACAGUUUUUGAAUAAAAUGAGCCACAUACUUAAUUACAGAUGAAUUUCGUGACCAAAGACCAAACACCUACCAUUACCCAGGGAGAGAAAUGUCCUCGGGAAAUACGUACCAAGAGAACUUAUUUAGAGUAUAUAAAUGGUUUAACUUAAAAGUUUUCUGCUUUUUAAAAAUCAAUGGUGCUUGGCUGGGUGCGGUGGCUCACGCCUGUAAUCCCAGCACUUCGGGAGGCCGAGGUGGGCAGAUCAUGAGGUCAAGAGAUCGAGACCAUCCUGGCCAACAUGGUGAAACCCCCUCUCUACUAAAAAUGCAAAAAUUACCUGGGCAUGGUGGCAGGCGCCUAUAGUCCCAGCUACUUGGGAGGCUGAGGCAGGAGAAUUGCUUGAACCUGGGAGGCAGAAGUUGCAGUGAGCCAAGAUCGUGCCAUUGCACUCCAGCCUGGCGAAAGAGCAAGACUCCGUCUUAAAAAAAAAAAAAAAAAAAAAAAAGCAGUAGUCCUUCAUCACAGUGAAUUUGAAUCUUCCUUUUCAUAUUCACAUGUGUGAGGGCUCAAGCUCCGUCAGCAUCUUCACACACUGACUCUUGCAACCUAGGAAAACACUUAACAUAUGUCACCACACUUGUCUUUUAUAAUUAAACUACAACUAGAAUUAUAAUUCAUAAAUCUGCCACUGGUGGGGUCCUGCAGGAAUAUAGCCGCAUUUCCAGUGUCCGCGCCUCUGUUCUGUGAUGGCUCAUGCCUGUGUCUAAAGGUCUUCAGCAGACUCAGGCAGGUGCAGGUUCAGACGGGCCCUGAGCACAGCCUGUCACCAUCCUCCAUCUUCCCUGCUGUCUUCUGUGUCCCCUGAGCUUCCGUGAGGGUUUGUCUUUCCUCUGUGGCUCUUUAAACCACUUCCUGUCCUUAGGAGAAUCUCCCCCGUGGGUGGGGAAGCCCUAAAUCAGGGCAGGACUUUGGGCUCUGAUCAGCAGACUACACUUCUUAGCGCCACCAGCCUCCAGCGAGAACCUGAGGAAAUCACAGAACUUCUCGAGUUUCCUCGUCUGUAAAUGGAAAGGACGUCUGCUCUGUGUAACUGAGAAAAUAGAUGCAAAGGUGUCAAACGAAGGCCUCACAUAAAGACAGGGCCUCUCAACACGUGUCACUUUCGACAGCUCUUUAACACCAACAAGUCAGGGCGGUUGUUAAUGACUCAGCCUCUCUUCUUGGACUCUAAAUUAAUCUUCAGGGAUGCGGUGGGACAAGCAACCCCGUGGGCCAGAGCUCCCCUGCCUCCUGCCUCCUCGUCACCUGCCUCCUGCCCCCUCGUCACCUGCCUCCUGCCCCAUCACCUGCCUCCUGCCCCCUCGUCCCCUGCCUCCUGCCCCCUCGUCCCCUGCCUCCUGCCCCCUCGUCCCCUGCCUCCUGCCCCCUCGUCCCCUGCCUCCUGCCCCCUCGUCCCCUGCCUCCUGCCCCCUCAUCACCUGCCUUCAACUUCUCAGAGUGAAGGGCCUGGCGCAAGGACCCAUUCCAUGGGGUUAUGUAUGUGACACGUUCUCCAGCGAGGGUUUAAGGGAUAACUUUUUACUUCAGUUGAGAUGUGCCAUCCUUACUGAAGAACUGUUACGUUCUGUUAUCUUUUGAUCUGAAAAAACCAAACAGUAGAUAUAGAAGUAUUUGUUGACAAGAAAUAAGGGAAAAUGUUUUUAUUGCCAAGAGCCUUUCCCCCUGGUUCACUGAAAUGUUUGCUUGUAUACAUCACUACUGGCUUACUAGAGCCAACAAGACGGCAGGUCAAACAGAAGACAACAUGAACGUCUAACCUCAGGCACCAGUGGACACGUGUGGGACCCAGGCAGCUUCUUCAGGAUUCGGGUGUCAGAAAAAGGCGCCCAAAAUGCUGGUAGACCAGGUGGCUGGGGUGGCAUGGAUGGGGCUUGUGGACUCGGGUCUUUCAGAAGUGACCCGUAGCUCACUCCUGGAAGGCGUGUGAGUCAAGCAGGUGGUUCUGCGCACUAACGACGCUCUUCCACUGU
This is a messenger RNA of Gorilla gorilla gorilla (western lowland gorilla), 5705 nucleotides long. RefSeq names its product ATPase phospholipid transporting 9B (putative) (gene ATP9B). NCBI's taxonomy places the organism in Eukaryota, Metazoa, Chordata, Mammalia, Primates, Hominidae. Gene Ontology annotation, biological process: phospholipid translocation; endocytosis; retrograde vesicle-mediated transport, Golgi to endoplasmic reticulum. Bases 106 to 3144 code for a protein of 1012 amino acids. The transcript has 27 exons. Gene Ontology annotation, cellular component: endosome; plasma membrane; trans-Golgi network. Gene Ontology annotation, molecular function: ATP binding; ATP hydrolysis activity; magnesium ion binding. The record is from RefSeq and is a predicted model, not a curated record.